Ruditapes philippinarum (Manila clam) is the source of this 808-nucleotide messenger RNA. RefSeq lists its product as uncharacterized. NCBI's taxonomy places the organism in Eukaryota, Metazoa, Mollusca, Bivalvia, Venerida, Veneridae. The record is from RefSeq and is a predicted model, not a curated record.
UUAAUAGGUAGAUUAAUUCAAAUAUUCAAAAAAAAUGUUGUUCAAAGCAGGAGUCAUAAUUUUAUGUCUGAUGAUCUUCAUCAGUUUUUGCCAAGAGAGCGUAAGUGUAAAAUUAUUCUGUAGAUCUGGACUAAUUUUUACCAAAUAUGACAGCGAAACACAAGAAUGCAACAACGGACAUUUGAUUGACAGAAGAAAGUUGAGGCCACUAUUGGUACCGCCAACAACAAAUUUUAACUCCACUUCAAUAAUUUUACAAGACGACAGAUCAACAAUUAACACUUCUCUCAGCAUCGUUACAUUAGCUUGUAAUGGAAGAACUUUUAGUACUUAUACUAACAAGAAAGGCACUGUCGGAUGUUGUGGCCCAGUGGCAUACCAGCCAAGCAAACAAACUUGCUGUCAGAUGACAAGUAAUGAAUACACAAUCUAUGACAAUAAGCCAGAAAGAAAUCAUGUCUGCUGUGGCGUACAAGUGUUUGCAAGAAGGUCAACCAAAUUACCUUGUCAGCAUGGUUCACGCAACGAGGCACUGAUGAGUAGUAAAUUGCCAACGCUUAGAAAAAUGUACCCUGUUUGGUCAAGUACAAAAAUUGAAAUAUGCAGUAAAAAAUUUGUGUUUUACGUGAAGAUAACAGGGAAGGAAGAAAAAAAAGACAGGCGUAAUCUUGUUAUCAAUGUCACACAGUAUGAAUGGAAUGGACUAUAUUUGAGACGUGUUCACAUGAGAAAGAACAUUGAAGCUCCAUUGGACAAAUACAGUCAAAAAUGGUUGAAAAGAAAGACAUUUGUAAUAUUUUCAAAUUAC